CCUUCCCGAGGGCAAAAUCGCAGUUCCGGUUUUCGUGCUGUUUCCGCAGAGCCCUCCGCCGCGGUAAUCUAUCCAAAUUAGGGCUUCCCAACUGAGGAAACGCAUAACUCCUCUACCAUCAUCCUCGCCUCCGAUCGUCGCCUCGCGGUAACCUUCGUCCACUCCUCUCUUCCUCCCCCUUCCCAGUCCUUUCCCUUCUCUCUCCUUCCUUUCUUUCUCUUUUGCAGGUCCCGUCCGAUGAGGUCCAGCCUCUCCUCCAAGCACCCCAAAAAGAACGCCAAUGAGGAGCGGAGCAAAAAGAAAAAGAUGAAAUCUAAUAAGCGCCGCCGCCAGGGCUUCUCAUCAUCGUCUUCUUAUUCCUCCGACUCAGAGAUUGAUGCUCGCUCUCGGAGAAAGAGCGCUCGGCGGGAACCCAAGAAGCUGGAGAAGAAGAGGAAGGAGCCUAAGAAGCGGGUGAGAAAGAAGAACCGCAAGAUAUCCUACCGCGGGGAUUCCAGUGCCAGUUCUCCGAGCAGUUAUUCGAGUCGGAGUUGCUCGACUUGUCGCCGCCGGAGCAGCUCCUCCGGGUGGAGUGAGAGUGACUCCGGUAGGUCGAGAAGCCCCCCCAGCCGGGCGAACAGGAGGGCGAAGUUGAGGGGGAGAAGUAGGUCGAGGAGUCCUCUGGCGCGUGCCAGUAGGAAGGCAACAUUGAGGGGGAGAAGCAGGUCAAGGAGUCCUCGUUACAGUAGGCGUCAGAGUGAUAGUGAGGGGAGGGAUAAAGAGGUGGAUCAACCAAGACGGCUUAAAUCAGCACUUGUAGUAACCAAGGAGUCAGUGGGGAUGGAAAGAGGACUCCGUAGUAGGGAUAAGCCUGUUCAGGCUUAUGAUGAUGUGGGGAGGAAUUUUGAUGCACAUGAGCAAGCCUUAGAGGAUAAGCAAGUAGAGCGAGGUGAGGCAAAGCAUGCUAGCGAUACUUGGGUUGAGGAUGUAGCUUGUGUGAAGGGAGAUAAGUAUGUUUUGACCAUUCUCGAUAGUGAGCCUGCCAAGAACGUUGAUGUUCGCAGUGAUGAUUCUGGAAGAAAGAACUGUGGGGAUGCAGUGAGUGCUGGUAAUUCAGAGUCUGAGGAUUUGGAACUGCUAUUGAGACAGAAGGCAUUAGAGAACUUCAGAAAGUUCCGAGGUGGGCUUUCGGCAAAUGCAAGCACCAGUUGUGAUCAGAAAGAUGGGUCUCUCCAUAGUGAAUCCUGCAAGGAUGCUAGCAGACUUGUAGAGCGGAAAGACACUAUGGUUUCAUCAAAAUCAGAGUUCAAUAGUUCUCUCGAUCACCAAGGAAGCAUUCAAAGGGGAAACUGCACGGUCCAACCCAGAAUUAGAUCUGUUGUGAAUAUCCCAACAGUAAAUGAUGAUGGAAAUUCAGUUAUUAGUCGUCAAAAUGAAAGUGAGAGCUCAAGAUCAGCUGUUGAUCCUAUCACUAUGAGCGCUGCUGAUGGCCAAACCACUUCAAAUCAUUUAAAGAUCAUAGAAGAGCCUUUGGACAAGGUCUCCUCUGGUAAAACGUUACUGUCCAAAGAUAUCCGAAAUAAGAAGGCUGCUGCUGAACCUCGAAGUUGCACCACUAUAGGGACUGAAUUGAACGUAGCUGAUGGGUCAACUUCAGGGGCUUCUGCUUGCGUUAAUGUGGAGAGUGGAAAUAAACCUGUGGAGGUGAAAACAACUGGGUCUCAUUUUGAGCAAAAGACAUUUUCUAGAAUGCAUGAUGGGGAAAUGGUGCAGGUGAGCUACAAGGUUUACAUUCCAAAGAAAAGCCCAGCCUUGGCAAGAAGGCAACUACAGCGGUGAAGUCUGUGCAAUAAUUCUAAGUCUUUAUCUACCUCUCCUUUGAGUUUUGCAGCGGUUGACUGAGAUUUGAUUUGUUUUCCCUAUCUUUGCAUAUGUUUUAAACUGGAUCACUACAUAGCAGAUGAUGAUAUGUUUUAUCUCUCUGGCAGUAUUCUGCUAUCUUCUAUGCUUUUGUUUUACUGUUCAAGCUCAUGAUCUAUUUUAAUCAUUGUAUGCUAGCAUUAAACAAUUUGGCA
Elaeis guineensis (African oil palm) is the source of this 2054-nucleotide messenger RNA. RefSeq lists its product as uncharacterized. NCBI's taxonomy places the organism in Eukaryota, Viridiplantae, Streptophyta, Magnoliopsida, Arecales, Arecaceae. The record is from RefSeq and is a predicted model, not a curated record.